UCCCACUGUCACGACAAGCAGGUUUGGUCCAGUAGAAACUUUCUGCUCUACAGCAUGGCUCUUACCUCAGCAAGCAUGCUGGCCUCCUCCCUGGUCACUCAGAUAACAUCGACAGUGACCAUGGCCAAAGCUGGCGGCGUAGCCUCUGGCACCCUCCUGGCUGGCCUUUCAUCUCAAGGAGCCACGCUGUUAUCCCAGGCUGUGCUGGCCCCUGUGGCAUCCACUGUUGGACCCUUGCUGGGGUCACUGAAUGUUGGCUCCCUCCUGUCAGGGUCCUCUGCUGUCACCUUGGCUGCUGCUCCAAUUGGAGUCAAGGCUGCUGUCGUCGUGACUGGUGGAGUCAUAGCUGUGAGCACUGUUCCUGUGGUGCUGGGUGCCAUGGGCUUCACUGGGACAGGAAUCGCCGCCUCCUCGCUGGCGGCCAAAAUGAUGUCCAUCACUGCCCUUGCCAAUGGGGGCGGAGUCCCCGCGGGCAGCCUGGUGUCGACUCUGCAGUCAGUGGGAGCAGCUGGACUGUCCCUGUCAUCCAAAAUCAACCUGGGCACUGCUGGGUCUGCCCUUGUGGCCAGCAUAGUGGGCUUGUAAUAGUUCCUGCCAAGCCUGCCGAGGAGAGGGCUACAGGAAGAGGCGAUACUGCCCCGCAGCCUGACCCAGGGAAGGCCAGUCCUGGAGGGUCAGUGCGCCAAUGCACACAUUUCUUGGGAAUAAAGCGAGUUGUUUCAACCUGA
Messenger RNA from Sciurus carolinensis (gray squirrel), 728 nucleotides. RefSeq names its product interferon alpha-inducible protein 27, mitochondrial-like. Gene Ontology annotation, cellular component: membrane; mitochondrion. NCBI's taxonomy places the organism in Eukaryota, Metazoa, Chordata, Mammalia, Rodentia, Sciuridae. The record is from RefSeq and is a predicted model, not a curated record. The transcript has 6 exons. The coding region runs from base 55 to 585 and encodes 176 amino acids. Gene Ontology annotation, biological process: apoptotic signaling pathway.